AGUGGCGAAUCGCUUAUUGUUUGUUCGGCAAGUCCUGGAGGACCAGGGACAAUACCGGUACUUGUACUCGUACAGUACUACUGGUACACGGGUGCUGACUGUACCGGGCGUUGUUAGGAAACCAUAAUUACAUGGUACGAGGAGUACUAACUGUGUGCAACUGCACCGCGAGGCUGCUGCUGUGAGAUGCCGCAAGGGUUUGGGCAUAGUACUUCUAGAGUGAUGAUCUGGAGAGUUCACUAUUGGAAUACGACCAAAAUUCAUGGGCGGAUUUCAGACACCACCAUCACUACCAUGGCCAAUAUCUUUGAGCCAUGGAAACGCAAGGCAUCAUCUCAGAUUGCCGGCGGGAGCUAAAAACUAAUGAGUAUGGAACCAAUAUACCGGUAUAUGCCCUCAUGGAACGAUCUUCGAUCCAACCAACAUAACUCAGCAAAACGUCCUUGAACCACUGAACUACGGCAGUAUUUCUGCCUCCGCACAGAAAAUGCUGCUACCGGUACCCAUACGAAAGGAAAAGGCGCAAUUUUUCCUCCAUCACCACACUCUCCCAUUGCCCGGACCCUUCCCGAUCUCACGCUCGCUCACUCGACCCCGGUGAGCUAGGAAACUGGGAUAUUUCGGGUUACCGAAAACCGCACCAUGUACCGGUACCGCACUUCUCCAUGCGGUAGGCUAAACCCGUGGUUAAACCCCCAAGCGGAACGACCUGAUGCGUGCAUGGAUCCAUUCCCUUAUUGCACUGCAGGAGCACAACGGGCGUUUGAGGGCUCGAUGCUGCGGGAAAAUAAUUUUGGAGCCCGAAGACGCACCAAACCGCCACUUGAAAGCGCGGUAAACUCUACGGGUACUGUACGAGUACAAGGGAGAUGUAUAGACCAGGAACGCCACAAAUUACUAGUAUGUGCCGAUCUGGAAAUCAAGCUUUUUUAUUAUUAUCGUUUCGUGAGGAAACGAGUAAAAAGGCGUCAUCGAUAGAUCGAAUGGGUAUACGGUAGUGGAUUGAAGAGAAGAAAGGCAUUUGAUACUACCUUAACCGGUAAGGUCUCUUUUCUUUGUUGCUUUUUCUACUGAUCCUCUACGAAGCCUUGUGAGAGCAUGGAAAUUGCUUGUGUAGCAGGCUGUUUUUCUUCUUCUAAUUUUUAUUAUUUUAUUUUCCUAUAUGGGCUCUCCGAGUUUCAUAAAGAGGGAGAUUUUCUCCUUUGGUAGUUCAGAUCCAAUUCCAACUGGGACGGCACAACACGACCACCAAUUCGUCAAUCUGCAAUAAUCGAUCAUGGACACCAGACCCGCCCCUCUGUCCGGGGGCGAUAAAAGGACUUUUGAGCACGUUGGACAUGAGGUCACUCGACACGCGCUUUUUGACGAGGCGAACAAAUACGAUCACAACCAGACACUCAAGGAGGCGCUCAGAGAUGAGGGUGGAGUUUUGCUCUGGGCAGGUGUGAUGGGCGCUGCUGCAUUGAGUUGGGGAUUUGAUGUUCAAGUGGUAUGUGUUCCCUUUCUCCCUGUGAUUGAAAACAUUCCUGACAAUGAGAAUAUAGAACGGAGCAGCAAUCUCGGUAGAGGCCUUCAGAAGGGAUUUUGGAUAUAUGUACAAGGGGAAGGCAGUUCUUCCGGCUAAUUGGCAGACGAUAUUCAACGUCACCAGUACCGGUCGGUAUCCCUCUCUAUGCCAACGUAGUUGUUCAGUUCAUGUUGACGAGUGAAAAACGUCUAGUUGGUGCGUUCUUCGGGGGCCUGGCUAGCGGCUACAUCGCCGACAAAAUAGGUCGUAAAUGGUGUACUUGGAUGGGCUCAUGGAUUCUCUGCGCGGGGAUUGCCCUUGAGAUCGCUGCCACGACACGUCCAGUGUUCGCUGUUGCAAAGACAAUCCUAGGAGUCGCACUCGGGUUUUACUUGUCUAUGGCACCCGCGUAUUGCUCUGAGGUGCGAUACAAUACCCCUCUAGACCUUUUGUGAGUUGCAGCGCUGAUAGGCCAUAGGUCUCGCCCGUUGUCCUUCGCGGUAUCACCACUUGUGGCGUUUCGCUUGCUAUCGUUGUCGGCCAAUUGCUUUCAAAUGCCGUCAUCAAAGCCUUUGGGGAACGCCCUGAUAGAUGGGCCUAUAGAGGGCCUUUCUGUGUGCAGUUCUUCCUGCCCGUGGUGCUGAUUUUAGUUGUCCCUUUCGCGCCGGAAUCCCCAUGGCACUUAGUACGUAAGGAUAACAUUGAAGGAGCUCGCGUUUCUCUUAUUCGGCAUGUACACCUCUGGGAAAGUAAUUUUUGAUUUUUAAGUAACUCUGUGCUAACCCCCUCUGAAGCCUCCACGGGAAAGAACGUGACAUAGAACCCCGCCUCGCCCAGAUCCAGGAAACACUCCGCUUGGAGACCGAACUCUACUCAAACGCCACAUGGCUCGACUGCUUCAAGGGCGUUGACGCCCGUCGAACAAUGAUCACACUGGGGGCAUUCUGCUGCCAGCACCUUUCCGGCAUCAUAUUUGUUCUCGGCUACUCAACCUACUUCUUCCAGCUCGCCGGUCUCCCCACCUCCCAGACCUUCUCCCUCGGCGUCGGUGUCACUGCGUGCGGUGUAGCGGGCAACAUCUCUAGUUGGUGGCUCGUCAACACCGUCGGUCGCCGAAUUGUCACCUUCUACGGAAUGGUGGUAUUGACCGGCAUCCUCGUGCUCAUAGGCGUCUUUGACGUCAUUCCUACCACGGGGGCGCAGUGGGCGCAGAGUGCCUUCACGGUUAUCUACUCGUAUGUUUGGUUUCUGACAAUUGGAGCGAUGGGUUAUGUCAUUCUUGGAGAGGCAUCUUCCCCCAGGCUUAGGAGUAGGACUAUUGGUCUUACGACUGUGGUGCAGAGUCUUUGGGGAUUGAUUAUGAAUUUCGCUCUUCCAUACUUUGUAUUUCCCCAUAUUCUGGAAGUUUCUUGCGGAAGCGCUGAUUGGGAUGGUGUUUAGGUAAAUCCAGAUGAAGCGAACCUUCGCGGUAAGGUCGGAUUCAUCUUUGGCGGCACUAGCCUGCUCGCUACGAUUUGGGUCUUCUUCUGCGUACCGGAGUUUAAGGGACUUACCUUCUCGGAGAUUGACGAGAGGUUUAAGAUGAGAGUUCCUGCUAGAAAGUUUCAGGAGUACAAGGGCCAGCCAGGGUCUGAGGGCUAAAGGGGUUUGUCUUUAUUUUGCCUUGUCAGCCUUUGAAGGGAUGGGGUUAUAUGAAGGGACGUAAAUAAUGUUCAGAUAAAGUUAUGAGAUCAAUGCAGUGUUAGCGGAUCAUACAAUAUAUCAAUUUAAAUGUUGUGG
Molecule: messenger RNA, 3286 nt
Organism: Tuber aestivum (summer truffle)
Lineage: Eukaryota; Fungi; Ascomycota; Pezizomycetes; Pezizales; Tuberaceae
Source: the annotation of a GenBank genome assembly